AUGGCGACCGUGGUGGUGGAAGCGGAGCCGGACCCGUCUUGUAGCAUCCCCAACCCCGCGUCCCCCUCGCCCAGCCUCUCGCACCGCUUCCUCGACAGCAAAUUCUACCUGCUGGUGGUCAUCGGCGAGCUCGUGACCGAGGAGCACCUGAGGCGAGCCAUCGGCAACAUCGAGCGAGGAAUCCGAUCAUGGGACACGAAUCUGGUUGAAUGCAACUUAGACCAAGAACUGAAACUUUUUGUGUCUCGCCAUUCAGCUCGGUUUUCUCCUGAAGUUCGAGGUCAGAAAAUCCUUCACCACAGAAGUGAUGUCUUAGAAACAGUAGUCCUGAUUAACCCUUCAGAUGAAGCAGUUAGUACUGAGGUGCGCUUAAUGAUCACAGAUGCUGCAAGACACAAGCUUCUUGUACUAACUGGCCAGUGCUUUGAAAACACAGGAGAGCUCAUUCUCCAAUCAGGAUCUUUCUCGUUCCAGAACUUCAUUGAGAUCUUCACUGACCAAGAGAUUGGUGAAUUAUUGAGUACUACACACCCUGCCAACAAAGCCAGUUUAACUCUGUUUUGCCCUGAGGAAGGGGAUUGGAAAAAUUCAAACCUUGACAGACAUAACCUUCAAGACUUCAUCAACAUUAAGCUCAACUCAGCAUCCAUAUUGCCUGAAAUGGAAGGACUUUCUGAAUUCACAGAGUAUCUGUCAGAGUCAGUAGAAGUGCCAUCACCCUUUGACAUUUUGGAACCGCCAACAUCUGGAGGUUUCUUGAAACUCUCAAAACCCUGCUGUUAUAUUUUCCCAGGUGGAAGAGGGGACUCUGCAUUGUUUGCAGUGAACGGAUUCAAUAUGCUUAUUAAUGGGGGAUCUGAAAGAAAAUCUUGCUUCUGGAAACUUAUCCGACAUUUAGACAGAGUGGAUUCCAUUCUGCUCACCCACAUUGGGGAUGAUAAUCUACCAGGAAUCAAUAGCAUGCUUCAACGAAAGAUAGCUGAGUUAGAAGAGGAACAGUCACAAGGUUCUACUACCAACAGUGACUGGAUGAAAAAUCUGAUCUCACCUGAUUUAGGAGUUGUAUUCCUCAAUGUUCCUGAAAAUCUGAAAAACCCUGAUCCUAAUUUUAGGGUAAAAAGAAGCAUAGAAGAAGCUUGUUUCACUCUCCAGUAUUUAAAUAAGUUGUCUAUGAAACCAGAACCUCUCUUUAGAAGCAUAGGAAAUACCAUUGACCCUAUCAUUUUAUUUCAAAAAAUGGGAGUAGGCAAACUUGAAAUGUAUGUGCUCAAUCCAGUCAAAAACAGCAAAGAGAUGCAGUAUUUUAUGCAGCAGUGGACUAGUACAAGUAAAGAUAAAGCUGAAUUAUUGCUGCCAAAUGGUCAGGAAGUAGAUAUUCCAGUAUCCUAUUUGACCUCAGUCUCAUCACUGAUUGUAUGGCAUCCAGCAAAUCCUGCAGAAAAAAUAAUCAGAGUUUUGUUUCCAGGAAACAGUACCCAGUAUAACAUACUAGAAGGACUGGAAAAACUCAAACAUUUAGAUUUCCUUAAACAACCAAUGGUUACACAGAAAGACCUUACUGGUAACAUACCUAGCCCAGCAGUGAAACAAGCAAAGCUGAAACAGCGAGCGGACAGCAAGGAAAGUCUCAAACCUGCCACAAAGACACUAUCAACCAAGACUGUCAGAAAAGAAUCUAAAGAAGAAGCAUCUGAACCAGCAAAGCCUAGUCCUCCAGAAAAGCCUCAGAAAGUAGAAAGCAAGGAAAAGACUACAGUAAAAAAGGAAAAACCAGCAAAAGCAGAGACAAAAUCUUCAGUAACAGAAAAAGAUAUGACCGCUAAGGAGGAGCAGCUAGUGAAAUCCGAAAUUGCUGAAAAACAAGCAGCAGAUGUCAAACCAAAAGUUGCAAAGGAGAAGCAUGUGAAAAAGGAAACGAAAGUAAAAUCUGAAGAAAAGAGAGAGGAAAAAGAAAAACCAAAGAAAGAGGUUUCUAAGAAAGAGGAGAAAACACCUACCAAGAAAGAGGAAAAACCUAAAAAGGAAGAAAUCAAGAAAGAAGCGAAAAAGGAAGUGAAAAAGGAAGAGAGAAAAGAGUCUAAAAAAGAAUUAAAAAAAGAAACUCCCCAAAAGGAAGCGAAAAAGGAAGCUAAAAAAGAAGAGAAAAAGGAAAUUAAAAAGGAAGAAAAAGAAUCCAAAAAAGACACCAAAAAGCUUCCAAAAGAAACAAAGAAAACACUUGCUCCUUCAACUGAAGCCCGAAAGCCUGUGACAAAACCUAAAGCACAAAAGAAAGAGGAAUCUGUUAAAAAGGAAGCUGGGCCUGUUGGAAAAUCAAAGGAAAAAGGCAAAAUUAAGACAGUAAAGAAAGAGAGCAAGGUCAAUGAAACACAAGCUGCUGUGGCUGCAGUGGGAGCGGUUGCCGCAGCAGCAGCAGCUGCUGGAGUAGUAGCUAAUGGAAAAGAGCUUGAAGCUGAGAGAUCCCUUAUGUCUUCACCAGAGGAUUUAACAAAAGACUUUGAAGAAUUAAAGGCUGAAGAAGUAGAAAUAGUAAAGGAAACAAAGCCUCAGGUAGGGUUAAUAGAAGGUGAAGGGAAACUAGCUGACUCAGAACAAAAGGAAGCACAUGAAAUCCAGAAAGAAAAAGUAGAUUCUGAAGGACCUGCUGACUCUCCUGAUGAAGGCAUAACGACCACUGAAGCUGAGGGUGAAUGUGAACAGACACCUGAAGAGCUGGAGCCUGUAGAAAAGCACAGGGUUGAUGACAAUGAAAAAUUUGAAGAUGAAGGAACUGGUUUUGAGGAAUCAUCUGAAGCAGGUGAUUAUGAAGAAAAGGCAGAGACUGAGGAGGCUGAGGAACAAGAUGAAGAUGAGGAAGAAAAAGCAACACUGGGCAUCACAAAACGGGAUAUUGGCAUGGCAAGAGAAAUGGGAGAGACUGAAGCUGAUAAACAUGCUAAAACUAAAGAUAAAUAUGUUGAAAAGGCAGAAUCUGAGGCAGGGGAUGAGCGAGCUGAAGAAGAUAUGGAAGAGACAGUUGAAAAGGCAGAAACUGAAGAAGAAGCUGAGGAGGAAGACAAAAUGGAGGAUGUCAGAGAUGAAGAAGCGGAAACUGAAAAAGUUGAAGCUGAAGAAGAUUAUGUUAUGGCUGUGGUAGACAAAGCUGCAGAGGCUGGUGAAGUUGAAGAUAAAUAUGGCUUACUCAUAAUCACACCAACUAAACACUCUGAACCUCAGUCCCCAGCUGUUGAACCAGCAUCUUCUAUUCAUGAUGAGACUUUACCUGGGGGUUCAGAAAGUGAAGCAACUGUUUCUGAUGAAGAAAAUAGAGAAGACCAACAUGAGGAAUUCACUGCUACUUCAGGUUAUACUCAGUCUACCAUUGAAAUUUCUAGUGAGCCAACACCAAUGGAUGAAAUGUCAACUCCUCGGGAUAUCAUGAGUGAUGAAACGAACAACGAAGAAAGUGAAUCACCUUCUCAAGAAUUUGUAAACAUUACUAAGUAUGAGACAUCACUGUAUUCUCAAGAAUAUACUAGACCUAAACUCUCUCCACUUCAUGAUGCUUUCAAUGGUUUAUCUGAAGGAUCAAAAACAGAUGCCACAGAAGGUAAAGAUUAUAAUGCUUCAGCUUCUACUCUCUCACCCCCUUCUUCAUUAGAGGAAGACAGAGUCUGCAAAUCUUCCUUUCAAGAAAUGUACCAUCAAAGAGAAAAUGAAAUCAAAAGUACUGUUAAAUUACAAAUCAAAGAUACCUUUUCACAGGCAUUUGAUGAAAAGUAUAGCUCAGCUAAGAGUCCAGUUCAGAGUCCAUCACCUCCGUCACCAGUUGCUAAAACACCACUAAGUGAACGUAGUGUGAACUUUUCCCUGACUCCCAAUGAGAUUAAGGCAUCAAUUGAACCUGUAGUGCUCACUGCAUUGCCUGACGAACAUCCAGAAGUUAUUGAAGAGCACUGUGUCAGCCCUGAUGAUAAAACAUUAGAAGUGGCGUCUCCUGCACAAUCUGUUGCUGGUAGUGCAGGCCACACACCUUAUUAUCAGUCUCCCACUGAUGAAAAGACCAGCCGACUUCCUUCUGAACUCAUUGAAAAGGCAGCAGAGGCUCCGGUUAGUUUUGAAUUUAGUGAUGCCAAAGAUGAGACUGCAAAACCCAGAAUAAGCCCUAUGGAUGAGCCUGUGCCAGACUCAGAAUCGCCUAUUGAAAAAGUUCUCUCUCCUUUACGAAGUCCACCUUUGAUAGGUUCAGAGUCUUCAUAUGAUACAUUUUUGACUGCCGAUGUAAAGUCAACUGCCAGACCGACUGAGAGUCAUUUUGAGGAGAAAAGUGAAAAAGAAGAGUCCCCUGUUCAGAUAAGCCCAGUUUCUGAAGUCACCUCUGUGGAUCUUUUCCAAGGACAGCAAGAUGAAAAAAGUAUGGCAUUUAUGCCAGCUAAAGGUUUUGGUCUAGAAAAGAAUAUGGAGGAUAUUGAAGCUACCAGUUCUCAGUCUCCACUGGUUUUGGAUGAAAGGAAGCUAGCAGGAGAUGUCUCUCCUACACAAAUAGAUGUUAGCCAGUUUGGAUCCUUUAAAGAAGACACCAAAAUGUCAAUAUCUGAAGGUACAGUCUCUGACAAAUCUGCAACUCCUGUUGAUGACGUUGUAGCAGAAGACACAUAUUCACAUAUAGAAGGAGUUGCUUCUGUCUCCACAGCCUCUGUUGCUACUAGUUCAUUUCCAGAGCCAACUACGGAUGAUGUUUCUCCUUCUUUACAUGCUGAGGUUGGAUCACCACAUUCUACAGAAGUUGAUGAUUCUCUUUCUGUAUCUGUUGUACAAACACCAACAAUUUUUCAGGAAACAGAAAUGUCUCCAUCUAAAGAAGAAUGUCCGAGACCCAUGUCAAUUUCUCCACCAGAUUUUUCACCUAAAACUGCAAAAUCAAGAACACCAGUGCAAGACCACAGAUCUCCUGAGCGGUCAGCUAUGUCAGUAGAAUUCAGUCAGGAGUCCCCUGAGCAGUCUUUGGCAAUGGACUUUAGUAGACAAUCUCCAGAACAUCCCACAGUAGGCACUAGCGUACACCAUAUAUCUGAAAAUGGACCAACUGAAGUAGAUUAUAGCCCUUCAGAGAUACAGGAACCUACUUUUUCACAUAAGAUAUCACCUGUGGAGCAGACAUGUUAUACUCAAGAAAAGGAUCUUUCAGAGAUUAUUUCAGUAUCUCAGAUUGAAGCUUCACCCUCAACUUCAUCAGAACAUACACCUUCACAGAUAGCUUCUCCACUGCAAGAGGAAACACUCUCAGGUGUCAUGCCACCCAGAGAUAUGCCGCUGCAUUCUUCAUUUACCUCAGAAAAGAUGCAGAGCCUAGGAGAAAAGCUUUCACCAAAGUCUGAUUUAUCUCCUUUAACUACAAGAGAAUCCUCUCCUUUAUACUCUCCUAGUUUUUCAGAUUCACCUCCUGCGAUCAAAGAAACAACUGCUGCUUGUCACUCACCAUCACUAUCACUUCAUGUGUCCUCAGAUAAAAUAUUUGGUUACCAUACCUCAGUAACACAUGACACAAUACAAGACUCUCUAACAAAACAUAGUCCAGAGCCUUUAGCCUCCACAGAAAAAGAUGAAGCUGAAAAAAUCACAAGAUCACCAGAGGCUGUUAGUUAUUCCUAUGAGACAACUGGGGAAACCACCAAGUUCCCUGAAGCUCCUAGUUAUUCCUAUGGGGCAGCAGAGAAAACCACUAGAUCACCAGAUGCCAUUAGUUACUCCUAUGAGACAACAGAAAAAACCAUCAGGUCACCUGAAGCCAUGGAUUAUUUUUAUGAGAGAACUGGAAAAACCACCAGGUCACCUGAGGCUAGUAGUUACUCCUAUGAGCCAACAGAGAAAACCACCAGGUCACCUGAAGCCAUGGAUUAUUCCUGUGAGAGAACUGGGAAAACCACCAGGUCACCUGAAGUCAUAGAAUACUCCUAUGAACCAACAGAGAAAACCACCAGGACACCUGAAGCUGUGGAAUACUCCUAUGAGAGAACUGGGAAAACCACCAGGUCACCUGAGGCUGUAAGUUACUCCUAUGAGCCAACAGAGAAAACCACCAGGUCACCUGAAGCCAUGGAUUACUCCUUUGAAACAACUGGGAAAUCAACGAGAUCACCUGAGGUUAUUGGUUUUGCCUAUGAGACACCUGGGAAAACCACGAGGUCACCUGAGGCUGUUAGUUACUCCUAUAAGACAGACGUACAUUUUGCUGCAGAAAAAUCAUCUCUAGCAGAAACCCGUCAAGAUGUCGAUUUAUGCCUUGUGUCUUCCUGUGAAUACAAGCAUCCCAAAACUGAACUUUCACCCUCGUUUAUCAACCCGAAUCCCCUGGAGUGGUUUGCAAGUGAAGAACAGUCUCAAGAACAAGAAAAGCCAUUAACCCAGUCUGGAGGAGCCCAGCCACCUUCAGGAGGAAAACAGCAAGCACGCCAGUGUGAUGAAACUCCUCCCACCUCAGUAAGCGAGUCUGCUCCGUCUCAGACUGAUUCAGAUGUUCCCCCAGAGACUGAAGAAUGCCCUUCUAUUACUGCAGACGCUAACAUUGACUCAGAAGAUGAAUCUGAAACCAUUCCAACUGAUAAAACAAUUACAUACAAACAUAUUGACCCUCCACCAGUCCCAAUGCAAGACCGCAGUCCUUCACCCCGGCACCCAGAUGUCUCAAUGGUAGACCCAGAAGCUUUGCCUGUUGAUCAGAACUUAGGCAAACCUUUGAAGAAAGAUCUGAAAGAAAAGACAAAAACUAAAAAGCAGGGUACUAAGACCAAGUCUUCCUCACCUGCCAAAAAAAGUGAUGGUAAAUCAAAGCAGGUGGCUUCACCAAAGCCAGGUGGCUUAAAGGAAUCUUUAGACAAAGUUUCCAGAACAGCUUCUCCAAAGAAGAAAGAGUCUGUGGAGAAAGCAGCAAAAAAUAUCUCUAUUCCAGAAGUAAAAUCUUCCCGUGUUGAGGAAAAAGAUAAGGAGGCCAAGAAUGCAACAAAUUCCACAACAUCAAAGUCUGCAAAGACUGCAACUUCAGGAUCUGGAAAUAGCAAACCAGCAAAAUCCACAGCUGUGCCUCCAGGACCUCCAGUGUACUUGGACCUGGUAUAUAUUCCCAACCACAGUAAUAGCAAGAAUGUCGAUGUAGAGUUUUUCAAGAGGGUGAGGUCAUCCUACUACGUGGUGAGUGGGAAUGAUCCUGCAGCUGAAGAACCAAGCAGGGCUGUUCUGGACUCCCUGCUGGAGGGCAAGGCUCAGUGGGGAAGUAACAUGCAGGUGACCUUAAUCCCAACCCAUGAUUCAGAAGUGAUGAGGGAAUGGUACCAAGAGACCCAUGAGAAACAGCAGGACCUCAACAUCAUGGUUUUGGCAAGCAGCAGCACUGUUGUUAUGCAAGAUGAAUCUUUCCCUGCAUGCAAGAUUGAACUGUAG
Molecule: messenger RNA, 7416 nt
Organism: Emys orbicularis (European pond turtle)
Lineage: Eukaryota; Metazoa; Chordata; Testudines; Emydidae
Gene: MAP1B
Product: microtubule associated protein 1B
Exons: 8
Coding region: 1-7416 (2471 amino acids)
Biological process (GO): dendrite development; regulation of microtubule depolymerization; microtubule cytoskeleton organization
Cellular component (GO): microtubule associated complex; dendrite; microtubule
Molecular function (GO): actin binding; microtubule binding
Source: RefSeq, a predicted model, not a curated record